AUUUCUGGCUGUUAGUCUUUGAGAAUGAGCACUAUAAUCAGAGAUCCCACAGCAGCAUAAACACUUUCCAUAUUUUCGACCUUGAUGCUUACGCCAUUAGUCACAUUAUACUUAAAGUCGAGGAAUAUAUCACGAAUCCAGUCAAUACAACUAUGCCUACUAUGACGCGCGCGCUUUGAGUUUGACGUGUCCUCGCAGACUCUCUUCCAUUUACGGGAAACAAUCCACUUUGGGGAUACUUUAUCACCUCCGGAGCUAUCAAAAGUUGUCUCCGUUCAUUGUUUGACAGUCUGAAAACAUUUUCGGGCAAACGGAACCAUUCCAAGUCAGAACCAUUGUGCGGUAGGUCUAGCUGCCUCAUUCAACUGCUCUGUUUGUAGUUGCUUCGGGAGCAUACAUAGAUCCACUUACUUGUGAACAAGUUACUGGAUACACGCAAAGUUACCAAUACAGUCAAAGAUGUCGCUAAAUGUCGUUAACCAGAUUAUAGCACAGUUGACAAGUCGUGGGACAUUCAAUCAGGUUUUCAGAGGAAUCCAAGCUAUUUCACUAACUGAUAAUUGCCUGACUUGUAGGUUCAAAGUUACAAAUUCUGAAGCUAAUUCACUGAACACUUUACAUGGUGGAUACAUUCUUGGGGCUGUCGAUUUCAUAACUUCUGUCGACCUGAUGAGGUUAGGGUGUACGAAACAUGUUAGCGUAAAUCUUGGAGCAUCAUUUAUAAACCCAGGGAAAUUAGAUUCGUGGAUUCGGACAAAUUCAUAUGUACUAAAGAAAGGGAAGCGCCUGGCCUUCUGUGAAAUAGAAUUCGUGGACGAACAUUCAGGACAGCUAGUUGCACAUGGAAAUCAUACGAAAUAUAUUAUAGAAGGUAAAAGCCUAUCUCAGAAAGAGUAGUGGUGUUAAGAUCUUUUUUCUUCGAUCUUUUCCUUGCCCUAUCAUAUAUCAAGGUUGUUUAGGGUAAAAAGUGUAAUGUUUGUUUCUCUGAAUUAACUUUCCAAUAGUUGAAUAAUUGUACAUGUAUAAAUCAAGCUGUAAUCAUUCAUAAAGAGUCAAAACUAAUCUUUUACUUUUAAACUUAAUAGCUG
Molecule: messenger RNA, 1088 nt
Organism: Schistosoma turkestanicum
Lineage: Eukaryota; Metazoa; Platyhelminthes; Trematoda; Strigeidida; Schistosomatidae
Source: the annotation of a GenBank genome assembly